CUCGGAAUCGGGUGGUGCGGUUUUCUGGUCAUACGGAAUAAAUCGCAAAUUUGCGGAAUCGACGAAUCGAAACUGACGUGAAAAGUUGGCGCGUUUUUAUUGCCAGUUGGCCUGACGACUUGAGCUCGAAAAAAAAGUAUAAAAUAAAAAAAAAAUGGCUCAUCAUUCUCUACGGGCAAGUGAAAUGAAAUGUGCGCAUCGCAUCCGCUCGUCCCGGGUUUCAUCAUAACGUGACAACAAUUUUGAUUUGGCAGUGCGGCUCCUUGGUAUAUGUGGUCAGCAACUUUGACUAAUGAAUAAAAGUAGACCGAGACAGUCAGCAAAAUAACUUGUUAAGGAGCCCAGCCCAGUGAGCAUUCAAAGCGAAAAGUUCUUCCAAGGAGGGAAGAGUCCUUGCCAAAAAGGAAAUAUACACGUUGCCAAGAUGCUUUUGGCCCACUUGAGCUGGCUUUUGGCCUGUUUCAGCCUCGCCCAGGCGCGAAUUGGCUACUUUUGGCAUAUCAGUGACCUGCAUUUGGACACCCUCUACUCCACCCAGGGUGACAUCUACCGGAGUUGCUGGCAGUUGGCUCGAUCCGUGUCGGGAGUCACCUCGAAUGCCAUUUCCGAGCCGCCCGGCCCUUUCGGCCACUACAACUGCGACAGCCCGUGGAGCCUCAUUGAAUCCGCCAUUAAGACGAUGAAGGCCAAGCAGGGCGACAAUGUGGAGUUUGUCCUUUGGACCGGCGAUGCCCUGUCCCAUUCCGCUCAGCCACUUUCGGAGCAGAAACAGCACGAAAUUCUGCGGAAUAUCACCGAAAUGCUGGGACGCAGCUUCUCCUCGCAGUUCAUAUUUCCGGUGUUGGGCCACGAAGACGGCAAUGGCAGCUACCGGCGCCUGGGGGAGUUGUGGCGCCACUGGCUGCCAUCGGAGGCGCUGGUGACCUUUGAUCUGGGCGGCUACUAUUCCAUCGAGCAGACCAAAAGUCGUCUGCGCAUCGUAGCCCUCAAUACGAACUUUAUGCGAAUGGAUCCCGAUCCAGAUCCACGGGCUUCCUUGAGCCUGCGUUGGCCGGCGGAGUACUUUGCGGAACCCAAGGCCUCAGUCAGCUCGAACACCGCCCAGGAUGAGGUGCUGGCCGAACAGCAGUGGUUGUGGCUGGAAGAGGUUCUGACCAAGUCCAGGGAUAAACAGGAAACGGUCUACAUAGUGGGCCACAUGCCGCCGGGCGUGGACGAACGCCAUCUGGGCCCCCAACACAAUCAGAUAAUCUUCACGGAGCGCAACAAUCGCCGCUACCUGGAGAUGGUCCGGAAAUUUGCUCCCGUCAUCCAGGGUCAGUUUUUCGGCCACCUGCACUCGGACACCUUCCGACUGAUCUAUGAUGCCAAAGGCAAUCCCAUUUCGUGGCUGAUGAUUGCCCCCUCGAUUGUGCCCCGGAAAGCGGGAAUCGGCUCGUCCAACAAUCCCGCCCUGCGGCUCUACAAGUUCGACACUGGAAGCGGCCAGGUGCUGGACUACACCCAGUUCUGGCUGGAUCUGCCGCUGGCCAACCGUGCCCAUGAGCCGCUCUGGCAGCCGGAGUACAAUCUGACCCACUACUAUGCCCUGCCAGAGAUCUCUGCCGGGGCGCUGCACAAUUUUGCCGAGCGUUUUACGGGCACCGACCCCUCCUGGUUCACCAGAUACCACCGCGCCAAUGCCGUGCGAUUUCAGUCCGGAACGGCCUGCCAGGGCCUCUGCAUGCUCAAUCAUUACUGCGCCAUCACGCGCCUGGACUACGACGAGUUCCGGCUCUGCCUGGAGAAGGAGCAGUUGCCGCUGCAGAGCCACGCCCCCCCAGCCCUUACAGCUGCCGGGUCCCGGACAUGGCUGUUGGCCGGGCUGGUGGUUUUUUAUGGCCUGUGCAGGCGAUGCAACAAUUGCCACAACCAGCGAAUUUAAGCGUUCUCGUUUAAGGGGAGCCAUAUCAGCGUGGGGAUGAGCCCCAGGAUGUCGGGACACUC
Messenger RNA from Drosophila bipectinata, 1986 nucleotides. RefSeq names its product acid sphingomyelinase-like phosphodiesterase 3b. NCBI's taxonomy places the organism in Eukaryota, Metazoa, Arthropoda, Insecta, Diptera, Drosophilidae. Gene Ontology annotation, molecular function: phosphoric diester hydrolase activity. The record is from RefSeq and is a predicted model, not a curated record.